UAAAAAUAAAUAAAGUAAUUAAAAAAAAGAUAAAAUUUAUUAUUACACAAGUGAGACCGUGGGAAGGAGACCAACAAAGGAAGAGAGAGAAAGUGAAAGAGGAGAGAGAAACAGCGAUCGAGGGUUGCAAAACAAAAUCUAAUUCCCUCUUUCUCCCAAAAUCAGCUCAAAAAAAAAAAAAAAAUAAUAAAAAAAAAAACCCAAAAAAAUAAAGAGAAACAAAAAAAAACCCAGAAAAAUUCAGAGAGAGAAGAAGCAAAUGCACUUACGAGAAGAGAGAGAAAAUAAUCUAGCUGGGUAUUUCGCAAAAAUUUGCUGACAAUUCGAAGAAAGUUGAAAUUCAUCGAAUUUGGGUGUUGUUCAGUCACCUAAGAAGCUGCUUGGUUGCCGAUAAUAAGGUCAGAAAUUGAUCAAAAAAAGGGUAAAUUAAUCAGCUUCUGGUAUUAUAGUUGAAUUCCCAUUUCCCCUUUUUCUUCAAUUAAUUGUGUUCUGAAAGCUGGGAAUUUGUUUUCUGGGAAAAAGGGGGAAAAUUAAAAUCAGGGAAGUUAAUUUUAAUUGAUCUUAUAUGUUGAAGUUAAACUCUGCGAUCUCAGUGCUUAAAAGGGGAAUUGAGGGCUACCCAGUUGGUGAAUUUUGAAUUGGAAAUGUGGGAUUUUGAGCAACGGUAUAGUUACGCGCUUUACAGUUUUUACCGUUUGAAGUCGAGGCGUCGUAAGCUUUGUUGCUUAUUUUGGUGAAUUUGAACUUAGGGUUUUGUGAUUUCUAGCAGAUUUGAAUUGUAUAAGUGUUGAUUUUAGGGUUUGGUUGUUAGUUGUUUGAGUAAGUUAGAUCUCUACUUGGGUGGUUGUCAUUUUUGAAAUUUAGGGUUUUGAAUUUGGUUAGUAAUUGUGGUUAUGUGUUGGCAUUUUUGGGUAAUUUGAGUGAGUUUUAUUAAUUUGUUUAAUUGGGUGUUUAGGGGUUGUGAAGUGAAAUGUUGCUGAGAUUUGAAUUGGGAGGAAUUUGGUGUUAGUAGUUGUUGUUGGAUUUUUGUUGUAUGAGUUUGUAGGCGUGACUGUGAAGAAAUAAAAAUAUGCAACCGGAAAAGAGUUCGCGUAUGGAUAUUGGUGAGCUCAAAGCUCAUUUGUUCAAGAAGGUUGGUCCGGACAGAUUUAAGAGGUACUUCUAUAGUUUGAACAGGUUUAUAAAUCAGAAGUUAAGUAAGAGUGACUUUGAUAAGUCGUGUCAUCGGUUACUUGGGAGGGAAAAUCUCUCUUUGCAUAAUCAGAUAAUAAGGGCUAUUUUGAAGAAUGCUUGUAGUGCCAAGACCCCUCCUCCAUCAGUUCAUGAAGCAGGUCCUGCAAAACCUGCCAUAGCAACUGGAAAGAGCUUGCCUAUAUCAGAGGAUGGGCAUGGUCAGCCGGCAGUUGUGUCCCAGAAUCAAAGCUCAGUGGCCCCUGUUUGGUCGAAUGGGGUUGUUUUGCCUAUGUCUCCACGAAAGGUGAGGUCUGGAGUCCGUGAAAGGAAAUUUAGAGAUAGGCCAAGUCCUCUUGGGCCAAAUGGGAAGGCAGAUUCCGCUUCGCACCUGACAACUGCGACAGAUGAUAGUGGUGUGAAAACUGUAGAAAAUGGGGAUUUGAUGGAGAUGACUCCUUGCGAUUAUCAACGGCCUUUGCAGCCACCACGGGGGCUUGCUGAGCAACCAGAGAAUGAAGAGAGAUUGAUGAUGAAGAAAUCUGUAGAUAUUCCAGGUGUCGUUCGAGGUAAAGACCAGAAUAAUGUACCUGCUGUUGAAGAUGGGGAAGAGGUGGAACAAGGCAGCCGGCUUAAGCUCUCCAAAAGUCCUCUACUUGCUCCUCUUGGAAUUCCAUUUUUCUCACCUAGUGGUGGAGCCCGCAAAUCAUUACCUGGGACGCACAUUGGCGAUUAUGUUAACUGCUUUGAUAUUGGCGGACUCUCUGACAGUGAGAUGCUAAGGAGGCGAAUGGAGCAGAUUGCAGCUACACAGGGUCUAGGAGGGGUCACGACAGAUUGUGCUAAUACCUUAAAUAACAUGUUGGAUGUAUAUUUGAAGCGAUUAAUCAGAUCUUGUUUAGAGUUAGUUGGUAGUAGAUCUACAAAUGACACGUCAAUGUAUGCUGUUCAGAAGCAGCAAACUCACAGCAAGCUUAUGAACGGUCUCUGGCCUAGUAAUCAUUUACAUAUGCAAAGUGGUGGUCCUCCUGUAGAAGAACAGAGGCCUCAUCAUUCUGUUUCUCUGCUUGAUUUCAAGGUUGCAAUGGAGCUAAACCCUCAGCAACUUGGAGAAGAUUGGCCUUUGUUGUUGGAGAAGAUAUCUAUGCAGGCAUUUGAAGAAUAAGAUCUAUGAAGAACAUAUGGAAUUGCCUUUUAAUCCUGGUGGGUUGGUCAUUCUGGCUUGAAGAACAUGUCUUUUAUGACUUGUUGUUAUUAAUGGUGUCAAUGUCCAUUUAAUUACGCCCCUGUCCCAAGCCAGGUCAUUCCUACCCAUUAGAUACAGCUCGACCUUCGCAAGAUCAAAUGAAGGUUUUGAGCACGAUGUAUGUACAGCUCCUUUCACAGAGUUUGUACAUGAUCGGGGAUUAUUUAACUGGCCACCAGUGAGCGGGUUCUCGAGGGAUGCCCAGUGGUGGUUGCUCUGUUGUAUGUUUAGCAUUCUUGUUGGCUGUCUUCUGCCUGAGUCAUGUAAUUUACUGCCAAGAGGAGGAAACAUGGAAAAGUUUUGCAGGGAUACUGUUGUUUAGCUUGGUAAAGGUAAUAUUCACAUAAUGUAAGAGCUGCAAUGUUGCUCUUCAUGUGUUUUUAGAUUAAAGUGGAAUUCCAACAUCAAUAACAUAUUAACUUCUUAACAGCUUGUCAUUGUAGUUUGACUCUGGAUGUUUCCACUGUGAGGACCUGCAAAUCUUUGCUUCUGAACAUAAAUUAUGUUAUUGUCAAUAAAAGAGUUCAGCAAUUUCAAAAAAUAUUGUGUAAUGCAAGUUUUUGGCCUGAUGUUCUUGGACAUUUUUUCUGGUGUUCUUAGCUGUAUGUCUUGCAAAUGUUUGUUGGGACUGAUUUCUAUCUCCUCCAUACCUCAAGUUUUACUCAUCUGUUGAGCUUUAUUUCAGCACAAGUAAUACAAGGACUUAGGAUUUGCAUUUUACUACCUCAAUUCUUAGGUCCUUGACUGACUUUCCUUCUUUUUUUUUUUCUUAAACAACUCCAUUAUUUUUGUACAAUUUACUGUCUAAAUCCCAAUGAUGUUGUCCGUGGGUAAGUGACUAAAUGAUAUGUGAGGAAGCUCCAGACACAUUUUUGUUGCGAGUGCCUAUGCUGCUUGAAUUACUGGAAGGGUUAGAUUUUGUAGCAAAAUGCAGUGUCAGCUAUGUGGUAAGCACUUUGAGUUGCUAUCAGUAUGUCUUUUACUUUUUAUCUUUUUUUUUUAAUUUUUUUUAUUUUAUUUUAAUAAUCUAUACAUGAAACUAUUUGUGAAGGGGGGUGGGGGUGGGGGUGGGACUGGAGGUGUAGUCAUUGUGAAAUUGUGCACUUUUGCAGAGAAGCAUAGCUACUUAUGUGAAUCAGUAUCCAUAAUUAUUUUCUUUGGCUCCUGAGGUUUGAGUAUGCUUAUUUUCUUUUCAGUUACAUUGGAAAUUUGAUAUUUUUAUUCAUUAGGCAUCCCUCUGAAAAAAGAUGACCACCAAAGUCUACUUUGUUUUUGGUAGUGCUCCAAUUAUUUGAUAAUAAUAAUAUACAAAAAAUAGACAUAAGGUUUGAGUCUGCUUAUUUUCUUUUCAGUUACAUUGGAAAUUUGAUAUUUUUAUUCAUUAGGCAUCCCUCUGAAAAAAGAUGACCACCAAAGUCUACUUUGUUUUUGGUUGUGCUCCAAUUAUUUGAUAGUAAUGAUAUACAAAAAAUAGACAUAAGAUAUCUUUCAACUGAACUAAGCUCUGUACUUUGUUUCUCCUGCUGUGUUUCUGUCCUUCAUAUAAAGCAUGAUGAUUAACUCUAUCCCGUAUCCCCCCUUCCAAAAAAAAAAAAAAAAAAGGAAAAGAAAAGAAAAAAAGAACAACCCUUUCCCUUCUCUGCCUUACAAUUUCUAUAUCAUUGGUCAUCUGUCUAAGAACUUCUCAUUCGUCAUUUACAAUAUUCAAUCUAUGUCCAGAGCUUUUCAUAUUGGCCUUGAAAUUUUUAUGGAUUGAAUACUGAAUAACACUGACCUUAUUCCUGGAUAUCAAAUAUGUUGUUUCGCUGAACAGGUCCCACUUCCCAAGCACAAUCAUGUUAUUCCUCCUUUCAUCUCUUGGGGAUUUUCUCCAUCAUUUUUAUUUAUUUAUUUAUUUAUUUAUGUUACUUUUCUUAACCCCCUUUUCAUGUGGGAGCUUCUUCAGAGGCAUUGGUGUAAUAUUAAUAAAAAUUUGUAAUUGAAUAAUUGGUUAUCAUUUGAUACUCUGUUCUCUGUGUUAUCUUGGAAUUACUUUUAUUAUUUAUGUAGGUUGUCAAUAUUAGUACUUGAAUUAUGUAUUGCAACAUGUCCAAGAUUUGUAUGUGGCCAACAUGUCCAAGAUUUGUAUGUGGCCAUAGCAUAGUUGUCAAUUUGUCAUGACUUUCCACACCUUGAUGACCAUUGCUGUUACUGAUUUGUUGUGUCCUUUCCCUUCUGAAAAUAUGGAGAGGAAGGCAGGGAAGCCUGAUCUGUGCGGAAUACUGGAAAUUAGUGAUUGUCAGUGGACAUACUUCUUUCUAUCUUUUUGAAAUAAGUAGGUAUUUCCACCUAUUGUCUUUUCGGCAGUGGCAGGAUUGUGUUCCCUCUUGCUCAUGGAGAAGCAUGCUGUGGACGUGAGGAAAUUGCUUACUUAUUGCCCAAAGCCAGGGUAAUUAUCAUUAAUUUCUUGGAUGAUAGAGACUGUUGUUGGAUUCAGCUUAGUUCAGAAUGUAUUGAUGGUCCCAAAGAAGAAGGAUGAUGUGGAAGCUGGUUCCCUUAACAAUUUGGUGGUGCACACAGAAGUGAACAAACUGGCAGACAUUGAGACUAUAAAGUUCUAGUUCUAUAUUGUGAAGCUUUUGUGUUAUUGCGUACAAGUGCUUGAUGAUUGGCUUUCCAGAUCAGUUUUGCAUGUUUUGUAAGUUUGAUGGAUAAUGGUUAUUUUGAUCAUAGCAUUUAUUUAUAUGGGCAAGCACCCCUUUCUUGUCCUGCUUUUGCUACAGCAUCUAUGUAUAUGGAUUAUGAACAUAAAAAAGUAACCAGUAUCUAAGGAGUCAACUCUGCAUGUGGUUUCUGAUAGUUAAAUCUCAUUGCCUGUUAUUUGUGGAAUGAGCUGAGGCCUGAGGCAUUACAGAAUGUAUAACUCAUGGAGGAUUGUAUUGAUAUCUUCUUCCAUCCAAUUUAACUGUGAUGAACCCAAGUGGGCAACCUUUUGCUGUGUAUACAAGGAGGAAACGACUAUUAGCAGACCAAUUGGCAACAGCGGUACAGCAAGGCAGUGGGAGAAAAGCACCUUUGGAGGAAGCAAACAAAACAAAUUAAAGAAGCACUAUGGAGAGUGAAGAGAAGCAGCAGCAGGAGCAAAAGAAGACAAGAGUAAUUAAACAAGAAUGUAUUUUUGAGUAGCUUGAUUGUAUAUAUAAUGAAUGAGUAGCAUGAGUUGUGGUUAUGCAUUUUGAAUAUUGAGAAACUUGUCUAGUGAUUGGCAGCCUAAAGUUGCUUAGAGAGUGAUAACCUAAAGUUAUCUUUAUUACCCUUUUGGCCAUUAUCAAUGAAACAGUAAUCUUUGUUGCUAUUUCAA
Messenger RNA from Chenopodium quinoa (quinoa), 5756 nucleotides. RefSeq lists its product as uncharacterized. Gene Ontology annotation, biological process: regulation of transcription by RNA polymerase II. Gene Ontology annotation, cellular component: SAGA complex. Lineage: Eukaryota; Viridiplantae; Streptophyta; Magnoliopsida; Caryophyllales; Amaranthaceae. Gene Ontology annotation, molecular function: transcription coactivator activity. The coding region runs from base 1070 to 2335 and encodes 421 amino acids. The transcript has a single exon. The record is from RefSeq and is a predicted model, not a curated record.